Auanema sp. JU1783 is the source of this 1857-nucleotide messenger RNA. The record is from the annotation of a GenBank genome assembly. Lineage: Eukaryota; Metazoa; Nematoda; Chromadorea; Rhabditida; Rhabditidae.
AUGCUUCGCUCACCUUCUCCUCGUAAAUCUGUUAUGUUAAAUUUUGAUUCACCAUUAUCAACUAGAAAGGCACGAUGUACUCCUUCGAGACUAAAUUUUUCGGCUUCUCGUGUGGCGAGAACAGCUCCAGCUAUUGUUCGAUAUAGUUCGAGACGAUUUUGCGCACAAAGGCCAACUAGAAUAUCGUUUAAGCAUCCUGAGUUUAACGGAUGUCCUAUGAGUAGUCCUUGCUAUGAUAGCAAGAAGAAUGCUUCUUAUUUUGAACAAUGUUUUGUUACCGAAACGAUGUUAGGUUCCGGAUCUUUCGGAGAGGUUUAUGGAGUCUACUCUAAAGAAGACGGUAAACGUUAUGCCGUUAAAUGUGCUAUUGAAACAUUCCGAAACAAUUCGGAUCGUUUACUUAAGAUCAGGGAAGUGGAGAAACAUGAAAUGUUAAAUCCUCAUCCCAAUCUCUUGCGAUUUCAUCGUGCAUGGGAAGAGAAGGGGAGAUUGUAUAUGCAAACUGAGCUCUGUAAGACUAAUUUAUCUAGUUUUUGUGAAGGUAAAACUUCAACAGAGGUUGUAUGGAAUUGUUUUAUGGAUUUAUUAAGCGCUCUUGAUCACUUACAUAGUAGUAAUCUUAUUCACCUGGAUAUUAAGCCGGAUAAUGUACUUUUAACCGAAGAAAAUGUUUGUAAGUUAGGAGAUUUUGGACUAAUGUUUGAUUUAAUGAGAGACCAACUAAAUACCGCAGAAGAGGGAGAUAGCAAGUAUCUUGCUCCCGAAGUUUUAAACAGCGCCCCAACUAAAGCAGCUGAUAUUUUUAGCCUAGGAAUAACAAUAUUACAAGUUGCGACGGGUAUUCACCUACCUUCUCAAGGUUCUGAAUGGCACGAGUUGAGAGGCGGUGAUAUUCCCGAGAGGUAUUUAAGAGGUAUCCCUUCGGAGAUGAGGAGGUUAAUACUUUGGAUGCUUUCCCCAAAUCCUGUUGAGCGACCAACAACGACCCAAUUAGUAAAAGACGAAUCAGUAGGGACUCGAAUGAGUGAAAGAAAAAUGCAAUUGAGGAUGAUUAACGUGAAAUCAUCGACAUUAAACUGCAUGCAUGUGGUGUGGUUAUGGUUUGCUGCUUUCUGUAGCUUGUUAAAAACCUGGGGUGCUAUGUUAUUAGAAGCCCUGAAGCGUGAGAAAAAUGAAGUUUGUAGAAGAAGUUCUCUAUUCGCCGGAGAUCUGAGUGAGUCACCUGAAAAGAUGGAGUACGAUUUAGACAUAACCCAAAAUGCAGAUUGGAGCUUCAAUAACUAUGACUUGCAACCUGAUUUCGAGGAGAGGCAAACAAAAAGCGCUUAUCCCAUCAGACAUCGUUAUGGAUUAUCACCUUAUUCUCAAGCAAGGCAGAGGUCGAGGUGUUUAUUUGAUGACGAUACUCGUUCUUCUUCGGAUGAUCAGAGCUGUAGUCCUGAAAACUCAGUAUCGGAUCAAAUGGAAUUAAGGACGUCUCCGGAAAUUCCUGCAGGAGAUUAUGUUGUUCAUAACUGUGGGGCCAUUUCUCGACAGAUAGCAAGAGAACUUGGUUCAGGUGAUUGGUCGCCAACACGGGAUUUAUUUGGAAGUAAUUUCGACGAAGAUGAGUUAGAUAAUGAACGUUGUCGUUUAUAUAAAUGUUAUCGCGUAGUACCUGAACGGGUGCCGCUUCGAGAACGAGUUCGAUUUGGAAAAGUACGGCCGAUUCCUAGAAUUAACUGGAACUUACUAGAUUCCCCAUCCCAAUCGAGUGAGUGUCUUGAUCUCGAUGAUAGCUCGAAGCAGCCUCCCCGCAAAUCAAUUAGACAGAAGAGUCGAAGGAUUUGUGACUCCACUAGUUCAGCCGAAGAAUAA